AUGUUGGACUCUUUUAUGACCCAAUUGGAAAUUGUUGGUAACCGUAGUAAAUGUGUCAACAUGUUACUAUGGUCUAUCUUUGGCUUUGGUGUUUUAAAGGCUACUACUUUGAUUUUAAGAAUCAUGGCAUGUUUUGUUGAUUUGUUUGUUUUACCACCUGUUAAUUAUUCCAAAUAUGGUUCAAAGAACGGUAAUUACUGUGUUAUUACAGGUGCAAGUGAUGGUAUUGGUAAAGAAUUUGCAUUUCAAAUGGCUAAACGUGGAUUCAAUUUAAUCUUAAUCUCAAGAACUUUGUCUAAAUUAGAAACUCUACAAAAGGAAAUUUCUACCAAAUAUAAUGUUAAAGUUGAGGUUUUGGCAAUUGAUGUUGCUAAGGAUUCUGAAGAUAAUUAUUCAGCAAUUAAGGAAUUAUGCGGUAAAUUCCCAAUCACAGCUUUGAUUAACAAUGUUGGUCAAUCUCAUUCUAUCCCUGUUCCAUUCUUGGAAACAGAUGAAGAUGAAAUGAGAAGAAUCAUCACUAUUAACAAUACUGCUACUUUAAUGAUUACUCAAAUUAUUGCACCAAUGAUUAUUAAAACUACCAAGGAAUCUUCAAAAAAGACCCGUGGUUUGAUUUUGACAAUGGGUUCCUUUGGUGGUUUGAUUCCAACUCCAUUGUUGGCUACAUACAGUGGUUCCAAAGCUUUCUUGCAAAGUUGGUCAAGUUCUUUAGCUGGUGAAUUAAAAGAACAUAAUGUCGAUGUCGAAUUGAUCAUUUCUUACUUGGUCACAAGUUCCAUGUCCAAGAUUAGAAAGACCUCUAUGAUGAUUCCAAACCCAAAGACGUUCGUCGCUUCUACUUUAAGAAAUAUUGGUAGACGUUGUGGUGCUCAAGAAAGAUAUGCCACCAUUACCCCAUACUGGUCUCAUGCCUUAUACCAAUUGGCUAUAGUCGAAGCAGUUGGAGUCUACUCACACUUAGUAAACUACAUCAACUACGUCUUCCACAAAUCUAUCAGGAUUAGAGCUUUGAAGAAAGCCGCUAGAGAUGCCAAGAAACAAUAA
Vanderwaltozyma polyspora DSM 70294 is the source of this 1044-nucleotide messenger RNA. RefSeq names its product ketoreductase (gene IFA38). Gene Ontology annotation, molecular function: ketoreductase activity. Bases 1 to 1044 code for a protein of 347 amino acids. Gene Ontology annotation, cellular component: endoplasmic reticulum. Lineage: Eukaryota; Fungi; Ascomycota; Saccharomycetes; Saccharomycetales; Saccharomycetaceae. The transcript has a single exon. The record is from RefSeq and is a predicted model, not a curated record. Gene Ontology annotation, biological process: fatty acid elongation.